Messenger RNA from Oreochromis niloticus (Nile tilapia), 1846 nucleotides. Its product is annotated as interferon-inducible GTPase 5-like. The transcript is spliced from 3 exons. NCBI's taxonomy places the organism in Eukaryota, Metazoa, Chordata, Actinopteri, Cichliformes, Cichlidae. Gene Ontology annotation, cellular component: membrane. The record is from RefSeq and is a predicted model, not a curated record. Bases 110 to 1291 code for a protein of 393 amino acids. Gene Ontology annotation, molecular function: GTP binding.
UGUGGUUGGACUGGAUGAAAUCCAAUACUGAAAAUCACAUGUCAGUGUUGCUGCUCCAGCUCUCAAUAUUUAACGUUACGAAGACUCCAGCGAGUACCUGCAGAUCAGCAUGGAGGAUCCAAAUGAUUCACAUCCUGAAGAAAUUCCUGGAGUGAGAGAAAACCUGGAAAACAACGACACUGCAGCAGCAGCUGCAAGGAUUCAACAAUAUUUAGAAAGAGAAAAUAAUAUUCCACUAAAUAUCGCCAUCACAGGGGAAACUGGUUCUGGGAAAUCCACCUUUGUUAACGCCCUCAGAGGGAUGUCCGAUGAUGAUGAGGGAGCUGCUCCCACUGGUGUUACAGAAACCACCAUAGAGGUCACAGAGUACCCCCAUCCAAACUAUCCCAAUGUUACUUUAUGGGAUCUUCCUGGAAUCGGUACCACAAAGUUUCCAGCUAAGAAGUACCUGGAGCUUGUUGGAUUUGAGAAGUUUGACUUCUUCAUCAUCAUCUCAGACACUCGUUUCAGAGAAAAUGACGUGAAACUCGCUCAGGAGAUUCAGAAGAUGAAGAAAAAGUUCUACUUUCUUCGGUCAAAGAUUGAUGACAAUUUACGCGCCGAAAGAAGAAAGAGAGACUUCAUUGAAGAGGAGACUCUUACAAAAAUCAGAGACGACUGUGUUCACAGACUCAGAGGAUUAGGCAUCGAGUCUCCGCAGGUCUUCCUGGUGUCCAGCUUUGAGCUCCACCUGUACGACUUCUCUCUCUUGCAGCAGACCUUAGAGAGAGACCUUCCUAAAAACAAGAGGGACACUCUGCUGUUCGUCAUGCCCAACAUCAACCCAGAGAUCAUCAUCAAGAAGAAAAAAGCUUUUCAGUCCAAAAUAAAAUACUAUGCUACUCUGUCUGCAGCUGUAGCAGCUGUUCCACUUCCUGGUCUUUCUAUUGCUGUUGAUGCUGCUGUGCUGGUUGUUGCUGUCACACAUUAUGUUCAUGCGUUUGGUCUUGAUGUCCCGUCUCUGAAGAGACUUUCUGCGAGAACAGGUGUGCCCUAUGCUGAUCUGUGUGCCGUCAUCAUUUCACCACUGGCUGCAGCAGAAAUAACUAAAGAUCUCCUCUUGAAGGUGAUAGCCCAACUUGCGGGAACAGUUGCUUUAAUUGCAGCAGAGGAAGCAACAAGGUGGAUUCCAUUUAUUGGAAUUCCAGUAGCCAUGGGUCUCUCUUUCACCACAACUUACAAAGUUCUGAAUUUGCUCCUUGAAAAGCUCGCUGAUGAUGCUCAGAGGGUGUUUGAAAGGACUUUGGUUUGAAUCACACAUUGGGGUUAAAAAAAUAAAAACCAAAUUACACACUGAAACGUUCCUUUAAUUAUAUCAAUAAAGGAACAAAUGUGAUCUUAUUUUUCAAAUAUGAACUGUGUACAAUGCAGAAGAGCUGCAUAAUCAUUGCUCUGGUUUGUUUUUCUAAUUCUUUGAAUUAAUUGCUAACAUCAGCGCUUUGUAGAGAUCGGCUGAGGUGAUGGUUACUGCUGAAACAUCUCCACUUUUCUUUGAUUUAAUCUUUGUGAUUAAACUAGUCUUUGUUAUCAUGUUGUAGCUUCCAGCGUCAUAAAUACAAAGUAUGCAGAGUGUUUUAUGUCAUGUGAUAAGCAGAGGCGUGUGGAACAGAAACUGUUGACUGUAGAUUGUGUUUGCUGCCCUCCAGUGGUCAUGGUGUAAAACUACAGCAUCAAUAAUACAGACAUGAACCGUACUGAUAUACACAUUAACAUUAAUGUUAAUACAGGGGUGAUUCUAGGAUCAGAGCUUUGGGGGUGAUGAGCACCCAGAGAGCUGCCCAGCCAGGCAAGAUAAACCUGUCUCUGU